AUGUCUCAGGUCGAGUUCUAUGUUCUAGUCGAGGGCAACGUUGUCCCCGUUUACAUGGAAAGAGAGGAAUGCGUGAUGGAUAUCUACCACGGGAUCAAAUCCUUCUCCGUCCCCCUGAAGAACAAACUCGCACUACUUACGGUUACCCAGCUCACUUAUUUCAAACUCAAAGAACCAGUACGGAAUGAUGCGGUAGAAUCAUAUGUGGAUGAAAGCAAUCUGGAGCCGCUCGACUCUUACACACGUAUAGAAAAAUUGGCUGAGCAAUUCAAAGUGGGUUUCGCCUGCGUGCUAGUUAUGCUCCCACCAGACGAGACAGACAUGGCGAUCGAACAGUUACAGCAAAAUUACAGCGAUUUGUUUAGCCGAUUGCAAAUCACCGUCGCUCAUCGCGGUCGCUGGUCGGCGGAUGAUAUCCGUGAGAACGGUGGGGUCUUCGUGGGUGACAAUCAACCUACGCCACGCGAAAUAUCAGACAUAGAGACCCAGUUGACGAGGAAACGAUCGUACCGAGAGAACAGCAGUGAACAUCUUCGCAUCGCGCUUACCUAUAGAGAUCAUUUCUCCUCGAUUUUCGAGCCCAGCUUGGCUGAUUCUGUGGCUGUACAGAACGACGGAGAAUUUGUCGCCUUUUGCAAUGUCCUGCGCUGUUAUCAUCAAGAUUCAGAACGAAUUGCGCAGAAUACCUCUUCAUCUUUGAAAGCACGGUCCUUCAUGGUCUACUUUAUUCACCCUCCCUUCUUCUCACGGAGGCCUCUGCAGGACCCUCUCCAGUACAAAGAACAACUUUCGUGGAGCUUUCCAAUGUUCAUUGCCACACGCGGCAUGACAGAACCAUGGAGAAAGUUCACCCCAGACAGCGACUCCGACGUUAUCUCCCGCACACAUUUCUGUCCUUUCGUCAUUUCUGACGUUAUGUCGCAGAAGCAUGAACAAGACCGACACCGCAUGCUGCUAGAGGCCAUCGUUGCUGCCCGGACGGGCAGCUACCUCCUAAAGGAUCGUUCCCAAUCGCGGUUCUUCAUCGUAGCGGUUUACCUUGCAGCUUCUUUGUGCGCAUCAAGGUACAUUGUGACCAAAGCAGAUUCAGGGAGACAGGUCCAUAUUGCUCGGGCAGACUUCGACCUUACAGAUGCGAAUGCAGCCGUCCGAUUCUUCGGUGAAAUGUGCAAUCUCUCGCAACUCCUGGGUAAGCUUGCGGGUGAACUCGAUGAGUUGAAACGCGAAAGUCUGUUAACAAUUCAGCAAGUCGCUUCAAGGAUGAGGUCUCUCAAUCAUCGGGGAAGAGCUCGGCGGAGUACGCGACCUUCGUUGUCUUCAAACUCAGAUAGAUCGGAGCUCCAAGAGGAAGAUGAUCUGGGAAUUUUCAACAGCGAUCAACUCCGGUCGAUUCUCGAUCAUAAUAAUUAUGAGGUGUCGUAUGUUGCUUUCGGACACCCCCAUAUUGCGCUUGUUGUACGACGGGAGGACGAUUCUGCCGUUGGAUAUCUCAAGUUCGUGGAAGACGGAGCCAAGGAAUUGGAGAUUCUGCAAUACCUCCGUAGAAUCGAUGCCCCAACUAACCAUACCAUACGCCCUGUUCGCAUCUGGCCGAUCGAUGGGGGGAUGAUCAUAUUUAUGCCCGUUGCAGGAGGCCCGCUCAGUUCGCUCAAGGAUCCUGAUUCUUAUCUAUGGCUUGUCGCACAGCAGUUGUUCGAAGCCGUUGACUUCAUGCAUGGCCACGGUGUCGCGCACUUAGACCUGAAACCGCAAAACAUCAUCAUCCCGCCGAACUAUGGACGGCUCACCAUCAUCGACUUUAGUUUGUCCGUUCGCGUAAAUAGCCCGUGCCAUACGUUCAGACGUUAUGUCGGGACGAAAGGAUACAUUGCUCCGGAGGUUGGUCGAGGGCGGUAUAACCCGAUCCGCGCAGAUCUGUGGUCGUGCGGCAAAGUCGUUGAAGAACUUUGCCGCCGUUGUAUACUAUCGCCGGCGCGCGAGCGGUUGCUUCGGAUCAGCAACCGACUCUUGGAUGCAGAGCCGGGCAACAGGCCGACGAUGGCGCAGGUCCUUCUGUGUAUGUCAGAACCCGAUAACGCGUGUGAGGGGCAUGUCAGCGGCAGUGAAUAA
Messenger RNA from Sparassis crispa, 2109 nucleotides. RefSeq lists its product as hypothetical. Gene Ontology annotation, molecular function: protein kinase activity; ATP binding. The record is from RefSeq and is a predicted model, not a curated record. Lineage: Eukaryota; Fungi; Basidiomycota; Agaricomycetes; Polyporales; Sparassidaceae. The coding region runs from base 1 to 2109 and encodes 702 amino acids. The transcript is spliced from 8 exons. Gene Ontology annotation, biological process: protein phosphorylation.